ACUAAAAUUUAAAACAAAUUCUUGAGAGAUUUUUUGAAACAACAUGAAACCUGGAAUGUGUUUAGUGUUGUUUAUAGCGUUAAUGGCAGUGAUGUCGAUAGUUUCUUCGCAGUCGUCGAGUUGCACGGAUGUCCUAAUCAGCAUGGCGCCAUGCCUCGGCUUCAUCACUCAGAACACUUCUUCUCCGUCUCAACAAUGUUGUAAUCAGUUGGCUCAUGUUGUCCGGUAUUCUUCUGAGUGUUUGUGUCUAGUUCUCGAAGGUGCAGGUUCUCAACUUGGAAUGUUUGUUAACGAGACACAAGCUCUUGCUUUGCCUAACGCUUGUCAUGUUCAAACUCCUCCUGCUAGUCGCUGCAAUGGUGGUUCUUCGAAUAAUUCGCAUGCAACUUCAGAACAUGGACAUGGAUCAAAAACAGUCCCAGCAGGAGACAAGUCAUCAUCUGAUAGGAGUUCUAGCAAGUUCUCGUUCCCUCUACUCGCCAUCCUUUCGACAGCUUCGUACAUCACAAUCUUUACAAAAUACUGACUUAUUUUACCCAUAAAGCUUUUGGCCUAAAGAACAUAUUUGUUUUUAGUCUCUCUAUAAAAUCGCAGUGUAUUGGUUUGUAGUGCAAAGAGUGUGUUACGUUGUAUCUCUUUGCUUUAUGCAAUAUUGAACAUAAUUUUCUAGAACAUGGUUGAAAUACGUGAUAUGUUUAUA
This is a messenger RNA of Camelina sativa (false flax), 700 nucleotides long. Its product is annotated as non-specific lipid transfer protein GPI-anchored 26-like. The record is from RefSeq and is a predicted model, not a curated record. Gene Ontology annotation, biological process: lipid transport. Gene Ontology annotation, molecular function: lipid binding. Lineage: Eukaryota; Viridiplantae; Streptophyta; Magnoliopsida; Brassicales; Brassicaceae.